Stegastes partitus (bicolor damselfish) is the source of this 1164-nucleotide messenger RNA. RefSeq lists its product as uncharacterized. The record is from RefSeq and is a predicted model, not a curated record. Gene Ontology annotation, biological process: immune response. Gene Ontology annotation, cellular component: membrane. The transcript is spliced from 4 exons. Gene Ontology annotation, molecular function: tumor necrosis factor receptor binding. Lineage: Eukaryota; Metazoa; Chordata; Actinopteri; Pomacentridae. The coding region runs from base 31 to 747 and encodes 238 amino acids.
UUUUCAGGACCUGACACUUGGAGAAAGAUCAUGGGACAGAAACUGAUGGGGCACACUGGGGCUGCCUGUGUGGAUGCUUUGACGGAAAUGAGCCCAGACGAGUCAGUGCUGAUCCUCCUUAAACACUGCCGGGACAUGAAACAACAGGAGACGAGACUCAGGCUCAUCACUCUGUUCUUGCUGCUUGGGUGUGCUGCGCUGUUUAUUUUUAUGAUCUUCUGUGGUAAUUUACAACAGCAUGAAAACUCUGGAUCCAGUGGACAGACAAGCACAUCUGAGCACAGUGCAACCUACUCCAAGCAAGUGGCAGGGUGUCCUACAGAUAAUGUUCCAAAUGAAUCCCUACGUGGGCUCAAUGAUCUCAGGUCUGUGUUUGAGAAAAAUGUGACCAACAAAACAUACAUGAAAUGGCAGCCUGUGUUAGGUGGAAACUACAUCGAAAAGGAACGUGCCAUUGAGAUUCGUGUGACGGGCAUCUAUUUUGUGUACACAAGUUUUGCUUUAGGAUGCCACGAUGAACCUGAAGGCUUCAGGACGUUCUCUCUACAGCUGCGCAGACUGCCUUUGGGAUACAGUGACAUUCAAAACCUGACGGAUGUCUGGGAUGGUGUCAAGUGUCCAGAAGGGUUCCGGACUGUGUCUGUUGGGCGGCUUUUUGACUUGUUGCAAGGAGAUCAGGUGAAAGUGUGGGUCAGAGAGGGCUACAAACUGAUCACAUCAUCAUCAUUUGGUGUUUUUCGUGUAUAGAAGAUAUACCUUUUCAAUGUGACCAUUGUUUUAGUCAUUAUUUUCUUUUUCUUUUUUAAUUAAAACAUUGUUUAGGGUUAUUUAAGAUUUGUAUGUUUAAAAAGGCUAUCUGUAAGUUAUUUAGGAUUAGAUGAAGCAUGGUAUAUGUGGAGGGAUAAGAGAGAGAGAGAGCAAUGUUGGAGUUAUGUAUGUAUUUCAUAUAUAGACGUAUAGAUUGUACUGGAGGAGUAAAUAACAUUUGCAAAAAAAAAAUACUUAUUUGGUGUUCAGAUGAAGUUGGAGAGGUGGCUGACAAAACAUCUUCACUUUCCACCAGGCUGUGGCUUUCAUUUAUCACCAGCCUGAACAUAAAGUAAUUGAUGUACACGAUGAAGAUAAGAUUGUCUCUAAUGUAUUAAAGCAAUUCUAUUGCCUUUA